Molecule: messenger RNA, 3906 nt
Organism: Fusarium keratoplasticum
Lineage: Eukaryota; Fungi; Ascomycota; Sordariomycetes; Hypocreales; Nectriaceae
Exons: 6
Coding region: 1-3906 (1301 amino acids)
Molecular function (GO): protein binding
Source: RefSeq, a predicted model, not a curated record
AUGUCCGACGACGAACUCGCUGGCAAGUCAUGGCACUGCUUCGCUGGAUGUCGCUCGCGGAGUCCAAAAACGUCAAAGCUAAGAUGGGGAGACUCCAAGAUUGUCAAUGGGCCUGUUUUCUCAUCGCAGAUGACGCCUCGGCCUUUGCGCACGAGUCAACAUUCGGUCAGGCCAUCAGUUCCUUCCCAAGCGUCUUCCAGUGCUCGCGACCCUGCACCUUCCUUCACCAAUGCUCACAUCCCCUCAACCUCGACGUUGCCAUCAUCCGUCAUUGCCAAAGCUGCCUCACCAAUACCAACACCAACACCAACACCAAUUGACCGGCGACAGAGCGAACAACGUACCGCACUGAAAGACGCUGAUGCCAUCUUUCAGGAGCUUUGGGAUGCUGCACUUGAAAAGGCUCGACAGUCCGAGGAGGACAAGCAUGUGUCUGAGAUGAUUGACGCAUUCACAACCAAGGCCAUCGGAGAUGAAUCUCUGGGAGCUCGAGAAUUAGCCACGGUCAUCAAGGACGAAAUGGAGCGCGAAAUCACCAGUCAAUCCCAUGACAGCAGCACGUCCCGUUUUGUCAAGCAGGUUGUUUCGACCCUUACCAAGUUUGCAGUCCUCGGCGACGUCGCCGUCAGUGUCGACCCUACUCACGCCGCUCUCCCGUGGGCUGCGGUGCGGCUUGUUCUCAUGACAGUCACCGCAGGAAGCGAGUUGAGGGAGAAGCUUCUCGGAGGUCUCACCAGAGUCACCUCGCUGUUCCUCCAGUGCAGCAUGUACCAGCGAAUCUACAUGAAUCCUAAUUUGGACACGGUGGCUACUCUUCCCGAGGAUAUUCUCGACCAUCUCAAGACAGCAAUCGUUGAGGCCUAUUCCAGCUCGUUACGAUUCCUCGGCUUUUCCGUUUAUCAACGACGACAAAAUGGAAGAUUUGUCAAAGCGCCGUUUCAGCUUGGAGACGCGGCAAACUACUUGGGAGAUAUGGAUCAGACUGGGGGACAGCUCAACCAAGCUGGUGAUAUAUGCGAGAAGUGUUACAGCUUUCAGGACCGAACAGCGGCCCAAGAUGUCCUACAGCUUGUCAGCGACCUUCGCAAGACGUUACAAGAGCCUCCCAAGGUCGUCUACCACAUGUACCAGGAGGACCUCUUAUCCAAACUCUCCACAGCAGGCGCUGCUUUUGACCAUUUCGACAACCAGGCGGAUGUUGCUUGUCACCCCAACACUCGAGUUGAGCUUCUCAAGACGAUAUAUGAAUGGACUCAUAACACCCAGGGCCCCAGAGUUUUCUGGCUGCAAGGCUUAGCUGGCACCGGCAAGUCGACCAUCUCCCAUACCGUGGCUCGAGACUUGAGAGGGGAUGCACUUGGUGCCAGCUUCUUCUUCAAGAGGGGUGAUGGUGAGCGCGAUAAUGCUAGACAUCUGUUCACCACAAUCGCAUACCAGCUUGCUCGUAAGCUGCCCUCGUUGUGCAAGCAUAUCUGCGAUGCAAUCGAGAACGAACCUCGGAUGGUUGAGGGAUAUCUGAGUGUUCAAUUCCAAGGGCUUGUCCUCGGCCCUCUAAAAAAGCUUCAAGACCAAGGGUUUACGAGAACGCUACUGGUUGUGAUCGACGCACUCGACGAGUGUGAGCAAGAGACACACCGAGAGACAAUCAUUGAUCUUUUGACAAGAAGCCAGCUAAGGAAUCUCAAGGUAUUCGUGACGAGCAGGCCCGAAUUCGACAUUCGAAAACGAUUCAGCUGUGCCAAUGGAACCUAUCGCGAUCUGGUGCUUCAUCGUGUGGACGAACACAUUGUCGAGCACGACAUACGCGUGGUGUUGGAAUAUCACAUGUUCAAGUUCAGACGCGAGUACAAUCAGGUCAGCAGUAAGGACUCCCAUCUAACUGACGACUGGCCUGGAAGUGAGAGGCUUGAAAAACUCGUUAGGAUGUGUGCUCCAUUGUUCAUCUCCGUCGCAACAUUUCUCCGGCUACUUCGACUUUGGCCAGAGGGGCCAGAUACUAUCGUCAACUUUUUCCUCGAAAACCCGGCAACGUCAACAUCAGAGUACGGAAAGCUCUACUACCCCGUAUUGAGCCGAAUGAUGGAACUUGUUCCCUGUUUCUAUCGAGACAGGUUCAGAGUCACCUUUAAGCAAGUAAUAGGGUCCAUCAUCCUUCUUUCAAACCCGCUGGGAGCCUUGCCCCUGUCACGCCUGUUGAAAAUCUCGGUACAGGAAGUUGAUGGUCAGCUCCGUUAUCUCCGCUCAGUUCUUGAUUUGCCGGAUGACAGUUCCCCCAUGAGUCCCAUAAGGCUAUUUCAUUUAUCCUUCAAAGAUUUCCUGGUCCAUGAGUCCGACGCCGGCGAGUUUCAAAUUGAAGAGGCCAAAACCCAUCAGAGACUUGCCGCUCAGUGCCUUGAUGUCCUGUCAGGGGCACUAAAGACAAACAUUUGUGACCUCAAACAUCCUGGAAUUCUACGCUUUAGUGUUGAUCAGGACACAAUCUCGGCAUAUUUCCCACCAGAAGCACAAUACGCAUCCAUCGCUUGGGUCUUCCAUGUGAGUGCGAGCGAACACAUGAUCAAAGACGGAAGUCCAGUCCACCAGUUCAUGCUGAAAUACUUCCUCAAUUGGCUGGAGUCUUUGGGUCUCAUGGGUAAAACCUCUGAGGCUUCCAGAUUGAUUGAUGACCUACAGCGGGUCACCGAUACCUCAGACAGUGUUGACAUGUCUAAAUUCCUUCAUGAUGCCAAGCGCUUUGUAUUUUCUUUCGGACGCAUGGCUAAUUUGGCACCCUUACAACUAUACUCGUCAGCCCUCAUCUUUGCUCCAAAAGCGAGCCUGGUCCGACAAACAUUUGAGGCACAAAUCCCUGAGUGGAUAGCACAGUUGCCUCUGGUGGAAUGCGACUGGAGUGCAUGCUUGUAUGAAGUCAUUGUUGGUCUUGUCCGCAGAGGCUGCGUCAUGUUCUUGCCUAACGGCCGAGUUGCGGUCACAUCGGGGCAGGGGGUCAACAUCCUGGACCCAGAAAGCCGCACUUCCAUCCAUACAUCCUCUGAUCACAACGGAGACGUGGACGCAUUGGCCCUUUUGCAGGAUGGGAAACUCGCUUCCGCCUCAUGCGAUGGGACUGUUAAAACCUGGGACCCCAAGAAUGGCGAGUGUUGGGAAACAUACAUUGUGCCCAACGCUGAGCAGAUCAGUUGUCUGGCUUUUUCGGCUGAUGGUCGUCACCUCUCCUUGGUGACAAAGACACAAAAGUGCAACCUUAUCGAAACAUAUACGGGCAAAUUGGUGCAGAAUUUCGAUUUCGGAGAGUCCAGGAAGGGUCGAGAUACUGGUUCUGCGAUAAGGACCGAACAGUUUUCCCGAGACGGAAGAUGGCUCGCGUUGAGUAGGACUGAAAGGAUCAAACUAUUCGACUGGGAGUUGGUCAAGGAUACGAAUCCGCGAUAUCUGACAAGCCCUCAACGUGCCAUCUCAAGAAUGGAGUUCUCGGCGGAUGGCAAAUUGCUAUACUCGGCCUCGUACGGCAACACGGUUGUUAUGUGGGAAACCGCGACAGGCCAAUGCCUACGCACGCUCCAAUUUCCUUGCACAGCUAUGACGGCACUGGCCUGUUCAAAGGAUCGAGUGGCAGUGGGCUCAAAACGUGGCAACAUUGCUGUACUGGGUCUCGAAGAGGGCGCGAAACCCCAAAGCUUGGCUAGCCACGUCACAGCCGUUGAAUCCCUUGCCUUCUCCCCAAAUGGAAAACUACUUGCCUCAUAUGCAACCGGAAAUUCAGCCAAGAUCUGGGAUCUGACCGUCAAGACGUCUGAAACAGGUGAAGGCCAUAGCGAGCCUAUUAGGGAGAUUGCCUUUGCAUCCAACGUCAAGCUUGUCGUGGCAUCGGACCUCAACAGGCGCCACUACUGGGAGUGGGUUUGA